UUAAGCGAAUUCGCUGCCCACUGUUUAUCUCGCCCUUUCCAAUCGGCAAAAUCUGAAAGCUUAUAGAAGGAAGAAGCUUCUUGAAAUUAAAUUCAAUAAACAUCAAAUUUGAAUGGAAGCAAAGAUCAGUAAGUUCUUCGAUUCCAUCGGCUCCUUCUUCGGAGGAGGAGAUCAAAUCCCGUGGUGCGAUCGUGACAUCGUCGUCGGCUGUGAGAGAGAGGUUGCAGAAGCUGCUAAAGGUGACUCAGAUAAAUUGAAAAGUGAAAGCAUUAUGCGGCUGUCAUGGGCUCUUGUUCAUUCUAGACAAGCAGAAGAUGUGCAGCGUGGGAUAGCUAUGUUAGAAGCAUCACUAGCCAAUAGUAGCGCUCCUUUGCAGCAGAGAGAGAAAUUUUAUCUUCUGGCUGUUGGAUACUAUAGAAGUGGUGAUUAUUCAAGGAGUCGGCAGCUUGUGGAGCAAUGUUUGGAGAUUGCACCUGAUUGGAGGCAAGCUCUGGCCCUUAAGAAGACCAUUGAAGAUCGAAUUGCGAAAGAUGGUGUUAUUGGAAUUGGUAUUACUGCAACUGCUGUUGGACUUAUAGCUGGAGGAAUUGCUGCAGCAUUGGCUCGCAGGAACUGAUAAACCUCAGUUGCCUCUAUAUAUAUAUAUAUAUAUAUAUAUAUAUAUAUAUAAAACUUGGAUUAAUAUUUAAAGUAAUACUGUCUUCGUUGGGAUAUUCAUAUAAAUCGGAGUGACUAGUUUUGGCUUGCUGGCUUUAGUAGGAGUUUUGGUUCAUUCUAAUUGACUUAUUUCUCCCUGUUGAAGUCUUGAAAACGUGAAAUAUUUGUUCACUUAUUAUGAAAAAAAUUAGUUGUUGUAAAAUGAAUAAUAUUGUUCGUCCAAUUUCAAUAUAAUAUUAAAAUAUAAAAUA
Messenger RNA from Mangifera indica (mango), 908 nucleotides. RefSeq names its product mitochondrial fission 1 protein A-like. The transcript has 5 exons. Gene Ontology annotation, molecular function: protein binding. Gene Ontology annotation, biological process: peroxisome fission; mitochondrial fission; autophagy of mitochondrion. Gene Ontology annotation, cellular component: mitochondrial outer membrane; peroxisomal membrane. The record is from RefSeq and is a predicted model, not a curated record. The coding region runs from base 113 to 616 and encodes 167 amino acids. NCBI's taxonomy places the organism in Eukaryota, Viridiplantae, Streptophyta, Magnoliopsida, Sapindales, Anacardiaceae.